AUGAAGUAUUUUGAAUUUGUGAGCCUGUCGUCAGUGGGCCUCAGCAUUGCCUGUGGGGACUUAUUGAUAGCUCUGAGCAUAUUGGGACCAUCAAGCUAUUACCUAUACUUAGAUUUCAUGGAAAUUGAGAAAUGGGAGCAGGAUAGCGAAGUUCAAGCUUUAAGUCCCCUUGGAACAUUUUUUUCCACUUUGGUGAACUAUCUGUGGGUUCGAGAGUUUUCGCAGGUUUUCUACAUGACAGCAACAUUCAUAAUAUGGGUAAAGUCAUUGAUAAAUCUAAUGGUUGCCUGCCUUCUUGUCGAAGGCAUCAAGCAGAAACGACUUAUAUGUAUUGCUCCCUGGUUAAUCAAUUCCUGCCUUUCAAUGGCCAUUGAAACGGGCAUUUUUGUGAGUCUAGAGCUCAGAAUUAAUGAAAUUGAUGCCGCUGUGGAUCGUCGGAUAGCAAGAAGUCUCAUCUUUGGCGUAUUUUUAGUUCUCAAUGCGUUAUUUACUUUUGGAAUCUAUGGUCUCUACCGAAAGCUAAAGUCUGCGCCCAGCGAGAAUAUGGAAGUCAUCCCUCAAAGUCCUCACACAUUCAAUGCCUGAAACUAUUUGAAGUCCUAGUUUAUCCUAAAAGAACUUGUGUUUUGGCAUAGAUAAAUACAAAUAUACGAAUUUAAAAACAUAGGUAAAAAAGUUUUUUUCUAUCUAAUCAACUAACAGAUUUUG
Drosophila elegans is the source of this 708-nucleotide messenger RNA. RefSeq lists its product as uncharacterized. Lineage: Eukaryota; Metazoa; Arthropoda; Insecta; Diptera; Drosophilidae. The coding region runs from base 1 to 585 and encodes 194 amino acids. The transcript is spliced from 4 exons. The record is from RefSeq and is a predicted model, not a curated record.